Staurois parvus is the source of this 1275-nucleotide messenger RNA. Lineage: Eukaryota; Metazoa; Chordata; Amphibia; Anura; Ranidae. The record is from the annotation of a GenBank genome assembly.
AUAGGCAAUGAACCAAUGGUGGUCUUGGUUGGAUAUGAUUGUGUGAAAGAAGCAUUGGUGGAUCAUGGUGACGUGUUCAGUACAAGAGGGAACACUUUCUUUGCGAAGGCGAUGUUAAAAGACUAUGGAAUAGUUUUGAGCAAUGGGGAACGCUGGCAACAGCUACGCCGCUUCUCAUUGACAACCCUGAGGAAUUUUGGCAUGGGAAAAAAAGGAAUUGCAGAGCGGAUCCAGGAAGAGGCCAAUUUCCUGGUUGAUGAAUUUAAGAAAAAUGGAGAAAACAUGUUUGAACCAACGGAUCUGCUGCGUUUGGCAGUCUCAAACGUCAUCUGCUCUAUUGUGUUUGGAGAACGCUUUGACUAUGAAGAUGAAAAGUUCACAAAUCUUUUAUUCUUGCUGAGGGAAAUUGUAGACACCAUUGCCUCUAAAUGGGGCAUUCUGUUAAAUCUAUUUCCCAAAACAUCAUUGUACAUCCCUGGAGGCCACCAGAAAAUUUUCACAAACUAUAGGAAAGUGAAAGAAUUUAUAAUGGGUAUUAUAGAUCAUCAUAAGAAGACUAUUGAUAUGAACUGCCCACGGGACUUCAUUGACAGCUUUCUCAUAAAGAUGGAAGAGACACAGGAGAAGGACAACCCGAAUUCUCAAUUCCACUUUGAUAAUUUAUUUGGAACAGUUAUUGAUCUCUUCUUUGCUGGGACAGAAACUACGAGCACAACUCUAAAGUACAGUUUACUUAUUCUGCUUAAAUACCCUGAAGUGGAACGGAAAGUCCACGAGGAGAUCGACCAUGUAAUUGGCCAGAGCCGGAGUCCCUCAGUAGAGGAUCGUGUAAAAAUGCCAUACACAGAUGCGGUCAUCCAUGAAAUUCAGCGGGUGGCUGACAUAACACCUCUAGCACUGCCUCAUAGUGUCAGUCAGGAUGUCACGUUUCGAGGAUAUAACAUUCCUAAGGGCACACUUGUCUUCCCUAUGCUGACAUCCGUCUUGAAGGACCCCAAAUACUUUAGGAACCCUCAGAAGUUUGACCCUGCACACUUUUUGAAUGAUAAUGGUGGCUUGAAGAAGAAUGAUGCUUUCCUGCCUUUCUCAUUGGGUAAGAGAAGUUGCAUCGGAGAGGGUCUGGCGCGGAUGGAAAUUUUUCUCUUCAUAACCACCCUAUUACAGAGGUUAAACUUGAAAUCAACCGUGUCCCCCGCAGAGCUAGAAAUAUCCCCGGAGCCUAACAAGAACGGAGCAAUAGCCAGAACAUACCAACUGUUUAUGACUUCAAGAUGA